AUGGACAAAGACGUGUUACAUUGGUUGGAACAACAAAUGGAAGAAGAGCAACACACAACCAAUGCAACAUGGACCAAUACAACUAGUGCCAACAACAAUGGUUUGGAAGUUGAUUGGUACAUGAACAAUAUACCAAAUCUUCAAAAUCACACCCAACAACAAAACAAUGUUUGUCCAUUAGAUCCAAACACAUUUGGUCUUAUGCAACCUUUGGGUUCCUCCUCUUUGUUAUCACAACCUAAAUCCAACUUAUCCCAUUUACUUAAUACCAACGACAAUAUCGACAUCAGCACCACCACCACCACCACUGUCAACAACAAUGACAACAAAAAUCCAUUUGGUAGUGUUUUCAAUUUGGAAUCCCAAAGUGGUUUGCUAACUCCAUUUCAUAGGAAGCAAAUAGACUUAUCAACCCAAACCAACUCAUUAGCCAAGUUUCCUAUGACUCAUGCUGUUGGAUUUGGCUCAAUAGGUUUAGAAGGAGAAAGUUCCUUUGGUGGUCCAGGGCCUUCAAAUUCGUCGUUUUUUAGUAAGGCUGAGAUCUCGAGGCCUCUCAAUGAUUUUUCAGCAAAUUUUGUGCCAUCCACGAAUGAGAUAUGUUCUGACAUAGGAAAGACAAAUAAGUUUGAAUCAUUGCCGAUUUCGCAAUUUGCCUCAACAUGGCUGAAGGAGUUUGGGAAGAUGAGGGAGAAAGAGGGAAAUGAGGUGGUUGAGGGAGGAUUGAAUUAUGAAUCUAAUGAGGUGGUUGAUGUUGCGAAUAUGGAGAAUAAUGGUAGAAAUGAUUAUAAUGCAAAUAACAACGAUGGAGGCAACAAUAAUAAUAAUAACAUUGUGUUUAAUAAUGAUGAUGGUGAUGAAAAUCAUCGUGAUGAUGAAUGGGAGCGAAAAGUGAAGAAGAAGAAUAAGAAGAAGGAAAGGACAACAAAAAGUCUCAUGGCUGAGAGACGGAGAAGGAAGAAACUCUGUGAUAGGAUGCACAUGCUUCGAUCUAUUGUGCCAAAUAUAAGCAAGAUGGAUAAAGCUUCAAUACUUGGAGAUGCUGCUGACUACUUAAAAGAGUUACAACAAAAAAUUAAUAAUCUUCAAAGUGAAUUAGAGCCAAGCUCACCUGGAUUGUUCAAUGUGACACCCACCAUACCAACUCUUCUUGUUCCACUGAAAGAGGAAUUGUGUCAUAGCAAUGUGUCAAGCCCUAAAAACCAAUCAACAAAGGUAGAGGUUAGGGAAAGGGAAGGGGGAACUGUCGACAUCCAUGUGUCUUGCACCCACAAAUCAGGAAUUUUGCAUUUGACUAUGAUGACAUUGGAUAACCUCGGACUGGAUGUGCAUCAAGCUGUCAUAAAUUGUUUCAAUGGUUUUUCUAUAGAUGUGUUCAAAGCCAAGCAAUACAGAGAAGGCCAGAAAGUGCUUCCUGAGCAAAUUAAAGCAGUAUUGUUGAACACAUUGAGUUUCCAUGGCAUGAUGUGA
Molecule: messenger RNA, 1467 nt
Organism: Trifolium pratense (red clover)
Lineage: Eukaryota; Viridiplantae; Streptophyta; Magnoliopsida; Fabales; Fabaceae
Product: transcription factor ICE1-like
Exons: 4
Coding region: 1-1467 (488 amino acids)
Biological process (GO): regulation of DNA-templated transcription
Cellular component (GO): nucleus
Molecular function (GO): DNA-binding transcription factor activity; sequence-specific DNA binding; protein dimerization activity
Source: RefSeq, a predicted model, not a curated record